Dromiciops gliroides (monito del monte) is the source of this 1214-nucleotide messenger RNA. RefSeq names its product mitochondrial ribosomal protein L9 (gene MRPL9). Gene Ontology annotation, biological process: translation. Gene Ontology annotation, cellular component: mitochondrion; ribosome. Gene Ontology annotation, molecular function: structural constituent of ribosome. NCBI's taxonomy places the organism in Eukaryota, Metazoa, Chordata, Mammalia, Microbiotheria, Microbiotheriidae. The transcript has 7 exons. The coding region runs from base 48 to 782 and encodes 244 amino acids. The record is from RefSeq and is a predicted model, not a curated record.
CCUUCCUGCCCGUCGCCGGGGACUUUCUCUCCUUGGUCUCCAAGGCCAUGGCGGCGCGGUUGGGCCCGAUGAUGCUGGCUGCGGCUGAGCGGCUGCUGCCGCGGCUCGGUGCCGGGGCUCCGGGCCUGGAGCGUAAUCUUAGCCUGUCUCACAGCCGGAACACAGUGAUCGUGGAGCGCUGGUGGAAGGUCCCGCUGGCAGCCGAGGGCCGGAAGCCGCACCUGCGCCGGCGACACCGGGUCUACCGGCUGGUGGAGGACACCCAGCACCAGCCGCAGGGGACGAUGGAGCUCAUCCUGACCCAGACGGUGGAGGACCUUGGAGUCCGAGGCGACACUGUCACAGUGAAGAAGUCACUGGGCCGUAAUAAACUGCUUCCCCAGGGUCUGGCUGUGUACCCAUCGCCAGAGAACAAGGAUUUGUUUGAGGCAGAGAACCAGUUGCGGAUGGAGGGGAAGCUGGAGAAGCUCCAGACCAAGACGGGUGUGACGACAGUGAAAUUCCUGAAGAAUUGCCACCUAGAAGUGGGAAUGAAGAAUAAUGUCAAGUGGGAGCUAACUCCUGAAAUUGUCUGCCGCCACUUCCUCAGAAAUCUUGGCGUGGUAGUAUCCCCACAUGCCCUAAAGCUACCUGAAGAGCCAAUCACAAGGUGGGGCGAAUACUGGUGUGAGGUGACGGUGAAUGGGCUUGAUACGGUGAGGGUCCCCAUGUCUGUGGUGAACUUUGAGAGGCCCAAGACCAAGAGAUACAAGCGUUGGUUAGCCCAGCAAGCUGCCAAGUAAAUGGUAUUCUUUCCACCUAUGGCAACCAGAUACCAUCCAGGCCCCUGCUCUGGAAUCAGUGAAGAUAGAUCUACACUUAAUCUUGCUUCACUUACUGUGCCUUAGUUUGGGGUCUGAGUGUAUGAGGGUAUCAGAGCGAAGGCCACGUCACUUUCCCUGUGUUUGCCACCUACGUCAUGGACAUCUCCAGCACCUUCCAUUUUCCAUCUACUGUCCUUACUGCAGACCUGCUUAGGAAGCACUGGAGUCAGUAGAUGUGAUCAGGAUUGGAAUAUACCAUGGGGCAUCUUCCAAACUGAGAGUCAGGAUGAGCCCCUCUGAAUGAACAGAAAUGGAAGUCCUAACUAGCGUCCCUGGGAUCUCUCCAUUCUUUGUGGGCCUCGAAUGGCCCACCACCUGCAUUAUGAUCAUCAAUAAAGAGAUUGUGCCCUU